AUGUUACUGUAUAGAUCGACUGUUCAAAAAUCUCGAACAUUAGGAAUCCUAUACCAGAAUACCAUCAAAGCAAUUCCAAGAACAAGCUCAACCAACUUCACUGUUUCUCCACUGGCAACUCCUGCUCCAAGUAUCGUCGGACUAAGAUUCAAUAGUGGUUAUGGAGGAAAUUCCUCGUACAAGAAACCAUAUUAUAAUAAGGGGAAUAACACCAAUAAGAGGAAAAACAAUAGCGAUCGGGUAUUCCAACCAGCAGCAAACAUUCCAGAAGAUUCUCCUGUAUACAAUGAAAUCUACGCAUUUGAUGAUUGUGUAUUCCAAACAUUGAAUGCAUCUCGAACUCCAUUAUCAUACACGAGAUCUCAUGACCUAAAUGAUAGACGAACAACAACUACGUCAAAUCCCUUAUUUUGGGAUUCUUUAAAUAAAGGCAUGCAUCUUUAUGAAACUUUGUAUGAAGCACCAGAAUUUGGUGGUAGUAGAACUUCUAAAUUGGUUCACCUUUUGCAUAACGGGUUAAGAAUCAAUAGACGUGAUAGAGUUCAAUUAAGAAAGAAACCUGAUUAUGAUUCUAAUUCGUUCAGUAAAGAGAUGGAAAUAUUCCUUUGUAAUUCGUUAAGGAGGAUCGCAUCAGACUUAAUUGAGAAUAAAAUUAAGAUCUAUCCAUAUGGUGCCAUGCACCUGUUAACCGCGUUCAUUGAAUUGAAAUUGGAUGAUGAAGCUAUCAAGCUAUGGAAGAUCGCAGUGGAGAAUGAAGCUUUGAAAGACGUCUUUCUUGAACCUUCCGUCAUUGGAGUUAUGCUACCUAAAUUGUACGAAAAUGGUGCUAGUUAUGCAGAAAUUAAAAACUUGUUCGAGGUAAGUUCUAACAUGAAAGAACACCGGUUGCCUCAUGCAAAUUUAUUUAUUGGUAUGAUAAGGGCUUCUUUGAUGGCCAAUGAAAAUGAAGCUGCUUUGGAAAUAUUUAGAAAAUUAUGUGAAAAUGGUACAAGUAAUAAAGAGAAAAGUCUAUCAUUUGGUUAUAUGAUGGAAGGCCAUUUAUUGUUCAUUGAAUGUUGUAAAGAUAUGGGGAUGGCUAAUGAAUUUUUCCAAAAAAUCAUUGAUAAAGAAAUGCCAUACGCUGUAAAAUUACAAGUUUCUUCUUUAAACAGGUACCUGGAAAAUAUUUGGAAUCUGAAAGAGAAUUUUGAUGAUGUAUAUAAUGUUUGGUAUAAGGCAGUUAAUUAUUAUCAGUUGGAGAAUACUAAUGUUGGCAUAUUUUCAUCGUUGAAUAAUACUUUCUUUAAGAUUUUUUUCCAAAAAUUCUCCACUGAUAAAGUGGAAGGCUUCAAAAGAUUAAAUCAUAUAAUUAAAGUGUACAAUGAUGUGAAAGGUGUUGAUGAACCAUUUUUGAAUAAUAUCUUGUCGAAAUGUUCAUUGUGGAAUGAUCGUAGUAUUUUCGAUUACGUUGAGAAAAGUUAUGAAUUAUAUAACAUUCCAAAGACAAUUGUGACGCAUAGAAUAUUUCUCAAAGUAUUAGGAUCUAUUGAUGAUGUUACAACGGAAGAGCUAUUACAAAAAUGGUACAAUAUAAUAAAUAAAGAAGAUCAAAUAGGUCAACAAUUCAUUUCUAAUGCAGAUUGGUCUGCAUUAAGAGACGCAACAGUGGGAUGGACAGCUUCCAAGAUGGCUUCCCCCGAGAAUGAAAACAUUUCCAAAGAAAGAGAUGUCUUAUAUUUGAAAAUAAUAAAGAAAUUUGCCCAAUUCCGUCGUGAUGAUUCUCAAAUUAGAGCAUACACUAAGUAUCUCGUAGCAUCACCAAAUUUCUCAACAUUUGCAGAAACACUCGAGCAAUUUGAUAGAAUUGAUGCUUCAGAUAUCAUUGUUCCACAAUUACACAGUGUUGAAUCCCAUGAGAUAGAUGAGACAGCAUUAAAAAGGUUGAUUAUUUGA
This is a messenger RNA of Naumovozyma dairenensis CBS 421, 1932 nucleotides long. RefSeq names its product Rmd9p (gene RMD9). Bases 1 to 1932 code for a protein of 643 amino acids. The transcript has a single exon. The record is from RefSeq and is a predicted model, not a curated record. Lineage: Eukaryota; Fungi; Ascomycota; Saccharomycetes; Saccharomycetales; Saccharomycetaceae.